GGAAGCAGCCUACCAGUCUUCAGACCAAAAGUAGACAAGACCACAUGCAGGUAACUUUUAGGCGAUGCCGAGCUCCUUUCCUCGACCCUCCUUCUGCUCCAUCUUGUAAGCAGACAUGGAAGCAGCAGCAGACGAGGAGAGGCCCCUGCUACAUCUGCAACCGCUGCUUAAUCAGGUUCAGAAUACACCAGCGAUGGAUCUGUUGACAUCAACAAUUAGCCUGCUCUGAAGCACAACACAGGCAAUUGGAGGGCGUGCUACAUGAUUUUAGGCGUCGAGUUUUGCGAAUGCGUCGCCUUCUUUGCAAUCGCGUCCAACUUGGUGACCUACCUCACCACGGUGCUCCACGAAAGCAAGGUCGCCGCCGCGCGGGAUGUCUCUGCCUGGGUUGGCGCAUGCUUCCUCGCGCCACUUAUUGGGGCCUUCUUGGCUGACACAUAUCUGGGAAGAUACUGGACGAUGGUUGUUUCCCUUCCGGUCUACACCAUUGGGAUGCUCGUGCUCACGGUCUCAGCAUCAGUCCCGACAUCCUACUACCAUGGUGAUGUUCAUCAUGCUGUGGUGGUGUACCUAGGACUUUAUCUUGCCGGGCUUGGGAGCGCUGGCAUCAAACCCUGCGCGUCGGCCUUCGGUGCCGACCAGUUCGACAGCGGGGACCUGACAGAGCUGGAGAAGAAGGGCUCCUUCUUCAACUGGUACUACUUCCUGCUCAAUCUCGGCUCCCUUCUGUCGAGCACACUGCUUGUUUGGCUGCAGGACAAUGGUUGGUGGGGGCUUAGUUUCGCGAUCCCAACGGUGCUCAUGGCCUUGGGCCUAGCAGUGUUUGUUGGUGGCUCCAGAGUGUACAGGUUCAGGAAACUGAGAGCAAGCCCAUUCACGAGCAUCUGUCAGGUGCUCGUUGCGGCCAUCAGGAAGUGGCAUGUGCAACUGCCAGAUGAUAUAUCGUCCUUGUACGAGCCGACCAGUUCGUCAUCAGCACCUGAAUCAAGUCACAAUAUUCAGCAUACGAAUCAAUUCAGGUUUCUAGACAAGGCUGCCGCGGUGCUGCCCCCGUUAGACAAGACAUGCACGGCGUUGCCGAUGUGUUCAUGGAGUUUCUGCACAGUGACCCAAGUUGAGGAGCUGAAGAUACUGCUACGGAUGUUACCCGUCUGGGCGUCGUUCGUGAUCUUCUACUCAGUCGCUGGGCAGAGCGCAUCGACAUUUAUCGAGCAGGGGAUGGUCAUGGACAACCACGUCGGCCAGUUCGCAAUCCCACCUGCCUCCCUCUCUAUUGUCAGCGUGUUCAGCGUCCUUAUUGGGGUUUUCAUCUACGAAUCCGUGCUAGUGCCACUCGUGCGGCGUUAUACCGGCAAGGCGAAGGGCUUCUCGCAGACGCAGCGCCUAGGAAUUGGCUUUGCACUGUCCAUGCUGACCAUGGUGUACUCAGCAAUGCUUGAGAUGAAAAGGCUGGCCAUCGCGCAAGCCAGUGGCCUGGCAGACCAGAAUGUGCCUGUGCCAGUGAGCAUUCUGUGGCAAGUUCCUGCAUAUGUCAGCAAUGCUUGACACGUCUCCGGUCAAUAACCAAUAGCGGGACCUGGAUGCCCAUAUUGGCUCCUACAUAUUCUACGAAGAUCUUUAUCGGUCAGACCGCAUAAGAAUAUACGUUGUUCCCUUUGUCA
This is a messenger RNA of Triticum aestivum (bread wheat), 1661 nucleotides long. Its product is annotated as protein NRT1/ PTR FAMILY 8.3. Gene Ontology annotation, molecular function: transmembrane transporter activity. The record is from RefSeq and is a predicted model, not a curated record. Gene Ontology annotation, biological process: transmembrane transport. Bases 262 to 1545 code for a protein of 427 amino acids. The transcript has 5 exons. Lineage: Eukaryota; Viridiplantae; Streptophyta; Magnoliopsida; Poales; Poaceae. Gene Ontology annotation, cellular component: membrane.